Molecule: messenger RNA, 922 nt
Organism: Chelonoidis abingdonii (Abingdon island giant tortoise)
Lineage: Eukaryota; Metazoa; Chordata; Testudines; Testudinidae
Source: RefSeq, a predicted model, not a curated record
GGAGCUCCUGGGGCGGGGGGUGGGAGUAGGAAGGAGACAGGGUGUGAGGAACCUGCUGAUUUUCUGAGUGGGCCCAUUGGUGAUGGGGACGGGAGAUGGGCCUUUCCCCCAUUUCUCAAACAGGAUACAACCCCUGCAGCAGGGCUGGGAACAUUUUCCAGGCUCCCAGUGCUGGAGUGAGACCCCACUAACCUGAGGCUGCUGUGAAAUACGCAGGGAAGCUGUUGGGAUUCCUGUCCUCGUCCCUGGCUCAGAGCUCUGCUUCCCGUAUCAGCCUGUGUCUGGAAGGAGUGUGGGAAAUGAGAAGACCCUGCCCUGCUCCGUGUGCUGCGGGGACAAGGAGCUCUCACCUUCUCCCACCCCCUGAAGCCUCUUGACUGCUCUGAGCAGGAUGUCGGUGACCUUCGAGGAGGUGGCUAUAUAUUUCACCCAGAAGCAGGGGGCUCUGCUGGACCCCACUCAGAGAGCCCUCUACAGGGACGUCAUGCAGGAGAACUACGAGAUGGUGACCUCGCUGGGAUUUCCCGUUCCCAAACCUGAGCUGAUUGUCCAGCUGGAACAAGGAGAAGAGCCUUGGCUGCCCGAUCUCCAGGCCUGCAAGGAAAGAAGGCUUCCGAGAUGCCUCCGUACAGAAGGCAAGAAUCCGCCUUGAAAGGCAACAGGGGCCAUGGAGUGGGGAGGACGACCAAGGCUGGAAGGAAAUCCAACCUGAGUGCUCAUAACUGUGAACUGCCUGCAACAGUGGGUGGGGUGGGAAAUCCUGUUUGCUUCGCAUUUUCCUUAGUUUGGUAAAAUUUAGGAUUUAAAAUGCAUGUUUUAAUUUUAUAGUUUUAACCUUUUCUGACCUUUUACAUCUUUCUCCCUCCUAAUCCCUGAUAAUCCCCUUGCUCCAGUUAGUAAAGUGGUUUUAGUGUUUUGUCUG